AUGUUGGGUAAGUUCCUAGUUGCCGCUCUUGCGGUUGUUGCCGGAGUCAACCCUGCCGAGGCUCAGCAGCAAAACAUCUUCGUUACGGGUGUUCCAGUCACUGGAGGAAGUGCUGUUCCUGCUCGCCGAAACAUCAAUGAUCUCGUCAACUCUGGCGGUCCCACUCUGGACCUCUUCAUGCGGGCCGUUCGCUCCAUGUACGAUGCCAAGGAGACCGAUUGGAAGUCCUACUUCCAGGUUGCUGGUAUUCACGGCAAGCCAUUCAUCCAGUGGAACGGCGGUGGUGGCCGAAACGGCAACGGCUGGCCUGGAUACUGCCCCCACGGAGAGAGCAUCUUCCUGACAUGGCACCGACCUUACACCCUGCUUUACGAGCAGAUUCUCGUCGAGCACGCCAAGCGACUCGCCGCCCUUUAUCCCGCCAAGUACCGAGCCCAGUACGUUGAUGCAGCCAACAAACUUCGAGCUCCCUACUGGGAUUGGGCAACGGAUGGUAUCCCUACUAUCAUUACCAAGACCAACGUCAACGUCAAGGUCCCUAACGGCAGCGGUCUCAAGACCAUCAACAUGAAGAACCCUCUCUACACCUACGACUUCCCCAAGAAUGCCCUCAGUGGCAAGUACGGAGCCUGGGAUGACGAGGACCGCAACCGAAUCUACCACUGUCCUGCUCCCGACAGCUUCCCCAGCUCCGCCAACGGACUCCUUCGCAAGCGACCCUACAAGCAAUGGGUUUACGAUGUCAUGACCCGACCCACCACCUUCAACCAGUUUGCUUCCACUGGUGCCAACGGUGCUUCUCUCGAGCAGAUUCACAACGCCAUUCACUGGGAUGCUUCUUGUGCUGGCCAGUUCCUCGCCACCGAGUUCUCCGGUUUCGACGCUCUCUUCUGGCUCCACCACGUCCAGGUCGAUCGUCUCUGGGCCUACUGGCAGGCUAUGCACCCUACCCAGUCUUCUUUCACUGGCUCCUACUCUGGUGGUUCUCGAUACUCUACUCCCCAGGGCACCCGCAUCACCCAGAACUCUCCUCUCCAGCCUUUCUACCGAUCCAAGGGUAACUUCCACACCUCCGAGACUGUUAAGAGCAUCCAGAGCUUCGGUUACACCUACGCUGGACUUGAGUACUGGCACAUGUCCCAGAGCCAGCUCUCCAGCUCUGCUCGAUCCACCAUCAACCGUCUUUACGGAUCAAGCUCCAAGAAGCGUGGCCUCGAGGAGCGUGCUGAUGGCACCACCACCCGUUACUUCGUCAACGUCCAGCUCGACGUCACCGAGGUUGAGCGUCCUGCUCAGGUCAACGUCUACAUUUCCGGAAAGCUUGUUGGUGGUCUCGUCGUCAUGCGACAGCCUGCUGAGGGUAUCAUCCACGGUUCCUUCUCUGCCGAUCAGGCUGCCGACACCCCUCAGCUUCUUGCUUCUUGCUCUCCUGACAAGGUUGCCGAUGCUGUCAACAAGGGUAUCCAGGUCGAGAUCGUCAAGCUUAACGGCAACAAGAUCGACCUCAAGGGCGUCCCCAGCUUGAAGGUCAGCCUUGACGACGUUGCUUACACUCCUCCUGCUGCCGAGGACGACCUCCCCGUUUACGGCAAGUCCAUCACCAAGCCUGCCCAGGCUGCCGCCCUUACCAACGCCAGAGCCGGCCAGGCCCUCAACGUUUGUAACAGGGAGCUUCCUUCUUUCAAGCCUCCCGUCUAA
Fusarium pseudograminearum CS3096 is the source of this 1698-nucleotide messenger RNA. RefSeq lists its product as uncharacterized. The record is from RefSeq and is a predicted model, not a curated record. Gene Ontology annotation, molecular function: oxidoreductase activity. The transcript is spliced from 2 exons. NCBI's taxonomy places the organism in Eukaryota, Fungi, Ascomycota, Sordariomycetes, Hypocreales, Nectriaceae. Bases 1 to 1698 code for a protein of 565 amino acids.